AUGGCGGCAGUUGCGGCUCCGACCCCCACCGAGUCAGUCCAGUGCUUCGGCCGCAAAAAGACCGCGGUCGCCGUCACCCACUGCAAGCGUGGAAGGGGGCUCAUCAAGCUCAACGGCACUCCAAUCGAGCUCGUCGAGCCAGAGAUCCUCCGCUUCAAGGCCGUCGAGCCCAUCCUCCUCCUCGGGCGACACCGCUUCGCCGGCGUCGACAUGAGGAUCCGCGUCAAGGGAGGCGGUCACACCUCUCAGAUCUACGCCAUCCGUCAGAGCAUUGCCAAGGCCCUCGUUGCUUUCUACCAGAAGUUCGUCGACGAGCAGAGCAAGAAGGAGAUCAAGGACCUCUUGAUCAGGUACGACAGGACUUUGCUGGUCGCUGAUCCCAGGCGUUGCGAGCCCAAGAAGUUUGGUGGUCGUGGUGCUCGUUCAAGGUUCCAGAAGUCUUACCGUUGA
Messenger RNA from Linum tenue, 450 nucleotides. Lineage: Eukaryota; Viridiplantae; Streptophyta; Magnoliopsida; Malpighiales; Linaceae. The record is from the annotation of a GenBank genome assembly.